CACCAUGAGGAAUUCCUGCGAACGUUCAGGUAUGCAACUCUGAACAGAAAAGUGUUGAACAUUCUGCAUUCAUCAUUCACGUAGCGAUGUAACUUCUCAAGUUCUCAAUCUUCUAAAUUUCCAUUGUUUGCUGAAAUGCGGUAAUGCGGAUGCUGAUGUAUUGAUAUUGAAUGGUGAUCGUGGUUGUAUUUUGUUGGCGUACGUUUGGAAAUUAAUUGCUGUUUUGAUGGUUGGUUGAUCAAUCGUUAGAUAUUCUUGUUAUUCCAUCAUUUCCAUCUCUCAGACGUUCGUUUCGUAGACAUCAUGAGCGAUUACGAAGAAAACGUCGUUAUUAAAAAACGAAAAUCACGAGACGAAGAAGAAGCCGAAGGCUACAAUGAGUACUGUCGACACAAAUGUGACUGUUGCUUUAACUAUGAUAGCUACCGAUGCAAGAGGUGCAAAGUUGAAGAAUCCUAUGAGUCUGUCAUAUUGAGUCCGACGAUUCUGACCAACGCACCGAAGUUGCAAGAAAUCGCCAGUGUUACGGUUGCUGCUUCUUUAUGGAAUCAUGUCAACAUACCCGAAACUGUUUUCCGUGUUACUGAUGUAUAUACUAAGAAUAGCGCGGAAUGGGAGGCUUUAAGUGAAAAAGUAUAUGCAUUAGUCGACGAAUUAAAACUUCCGAAAUCGAUCGCCGAAUACAUUGUUGCAUGUGCUUGUGAAAUGGCGGACGCUAUAACUGCUUGGGUAUCAUAUCAUCAUCGAACUGUGUUUUUGGAAAACGGACCCGAUAAGUUGCUCUAUAGUCUUGUAUAUCAUAUCGUUUGGAAUCCUAACGGUACUAUCAAUUGCGUCCGAACAGCGAGAAGUAUGAUGACGUCGUUAAGAUUGAGCGAAGUUGAGAAGCUCAAGUUUUUAUGCGUGUAUUGCUUGAAAGACGAAAUGAGCGAGAUGUCGCCGCUGUUGUAUCAAAGCAAUGUUCUCGAUUAUGUGAGCUGCGAGGAAAAUCCUUUGAUUUACUACUGGUAUCGUUAUUUCAGAAAUGAAUUAAACAAGGUGCCUACGAUUAAAGUCGACGACGAUUCGGAACCAUCCAUCGACGUGUAUAUGUUUCGAAAUGAUAAAGUUGAUAAUUGGUCAGCUAAACAGUAUUUUUUCCAACGGCUGAAUCGCGAUGAACAAGUUCGAGAGGCUAUUUGGUUAAUUGAUAAACAUGGCAUCGUUUAUCAGAAAGCAGUAAUGUUGAAGUUGGAUGAAAUACAACGUUUAUCCGUUUACAUGGAUCGAGCUGUGCAGAUAAUCGCUAAUUAUUCUCGUCUUCGUAUCUGUUCGAGAUUUAUUCUGAUGACUUGGUUCGAAGCUCGCCAUUUAUUAAGCCAAGAUCAGUUUCUGACAAUAUUUCGCGACUUGUUGAAAAUAGGAAUGAACGAUACCGUUAUGAAAGAGAUUUGGACGAGUGCUGACGAUAAUUUGAAACACCACGUGGUAUCUUUCAACGAUCACGAAAUGGUGCAAAAAGUAUUAUUUGAAUGGAAAGGAUUCAAAGACCCAGAUUUUAUUUACGUUUUAUUACACGAUUGUAAUGCGGCUGUGAGAAAAUCCAUCGCUGCGAAAACGUUUUUCAAAACCUACGCUGAAAAAUUAUUAAUGGAGAGUAGAAUUAAAGGGUUUGAUCGACUAUUGGAAUUUUGUCUACCCGAAGCUGAGGAAUCGAAUCAGUUCAGGAUUAGCUUGAUGGAGAAUAAUUCUCAUAUCAGAGAUAUCUCUUUGAAGUUCUAUUCCACCGGUGACGUGAAUGGUCUGAAUAAAUUUCUCAAGCAGCUUUUGCCAUCUAGUCCUGAUUUUAUAAUCGAGUAUAAGAAGAAUCUGCUAGCUUCGAAGCGUGGCAUAAACGAGUGUAUCAGUGUAAUGGAUAAUGAGGUUGACAUCUUGGAGGCAAUUUUCAAAGACACUUUGACGAAUGCGAAAUCGAUUCAGGAUUUUAGAAGAAAAAUGAUUCUCUCACCAUCGGGUGUUGCCAAAUUGAAAAGUUCGAUUAUUAACAAACGCUUCAGCGCUGUACAAAUCUGUAUCGAUCGUUUUCUCACUUCGGAUGAGGUUAAAACAUGGCUGAAGAAGAAAAUCACCGGUGAAGGUAAUACUAUGGAACUGGACCUGAUAAUGGCGAUAUUACGUAAUAACGAUGCUUCGUAUUUGCAAACUGUAAUGAUGUGGCAUUUUGGAAAUGAAAAUGCCAUAAAAGAGUUCAAAAGCUCGUUUCCUUUGCGUUCGAUUUUCAUCGAUACGUUGAAAGAUAUUAUUUUUUACCGGCAUGAUCGUUUAAUAUCGAAAUGCGUGUUUAAAGAUGAUUUCAAGCCUAGCGAUUUCGAUGUUAUUGAGAGGCUUUUAAAUUGGUAUUUCGACGAAUCGCCGACCGAAGUGAAGGCUUACAAGAGGAAGAUAAUUUAUUCUUAUGGUCAGAUAGAAGUAUUCUGUACUUUACUGAAAGGAAACAGUGGCCAUUCGAGGUUGAAAUCGAUGUUAGAUUGGUUUUUUAAAGACGACACCGAAUAUAGAGCUACAUUCAAAAGUCGUGGUAGUAGACUUGCUGCUUUGUUGUAGACUGUUUGAUGUGUUGUUUUAAAUUGAAUAGAUUUUGUGUUCUUGGUCACCGAACUGUCGACUAAACUUUAAGUAUCUACCUAUAGUAUUCGUUUUUUUUUUUCGUCGCGAAUUGGCUUACCUAUCUAUACAAAUAUGAAGUAGGUUCUGACUUCUGUUUUAUCAUUCAAGUUGUUAACUCGUUUGUUUGUGUUUUUUAUAUUAGAAUAUCGUUAUCGUGUUAAUGAACAAUUUUUUUUUCAAUUUUUAAUAAAAUUACUACAAAAAAUAGAUUUAUUAUCAAAUAU
This is a messenger RNA of Planococcus citri (citrus mealybug), 2870 nucleotides long. RefSeq lists its product as uncharacterized. Bases 304 to 2583 code for a protein of 759 amino acids. Lineage: Eukaryota; Metazoa; Arthropoda; Insecta; Hemiptera; Pseudococcidae. The transcript has 3 exons. The record is from RefSeq and is a predicted model, not a curated record.